Trypanosoma rangeli is the source of this 723-nucleotide messenger RNA. RefSeq lists its product as uncharacterized. Gene Ontology annotation, cellular component: mitochondrial outer membrane; peroxisomal membrane. Gene Ontology annotation, molecular function: protein binding. Gene Ontology annotation, biological process: autophagy of mitochondrion; mitochondrial fission; peroxisome fission. Lineage: Eukaryota; Euglenozoa; Kinetoplastea; Trypanosomatida; Trypanosomatidae. The transcript has a single exon. The record is from RefSeq and is a predicted model, not a curated record. Bases 1 to 723 code for a protein of 240 amino acids.
AUGGGGGCUGCUUCUGACAUCAUUGAGGAGUUUUUUAACAAGGACCCAAACGUGAAGCGCAUCUUGUUUCCUUCGCCGCAGGAGUUGGCGGGGCUCGAUGAGACUCUGGACCGGGUUCGUGCCAAAUACGAGUGUAACGUAACGGACUCGGAUGCCGCAUUUCAGUAUGCGUGUCUUCUGAUCAUGCACUGUCGUGCCUCUUACAUUGAGGAGGGCGUGCGUCUCAUGGAGUCUUUGCUGUAUACCUCCUGGAAGGAGCGCCUGGACAAUUUGGCAGGUUCAGCGGUAGACAAGACGAGGUUUAUGGCGGGUGGGCAGGUGGGCUUCCAAACCGAUGUGGUGCGCGGCAAGCCUGUUCAUGGGGCCUCCGCCCCCCCAGAACAACAUGACUGUGAUGAGGAGGAGGAAUUGCAGUCCAAAUCUGAAGUUGGAAUAGAGGAAAAAGAGAGGGACACGGGACGAAAAAGUGCGAGCCCCACGGAUGAUCUUCUUAUUCAAUACUAUUAUUUAACUGUUGGAUGGAUAAAGCUUCGCAACUAUGACACGGCUUUGACAUGUGUUAACCGAAUGCUUCAACUCCAACCGGACCACCGCCAGGCGGUUGCGCUGAAGCAGUACAUUGAUGCUGAAGUGAAUAUGACUUUAACUGCCACAGGCUUAGCUGGAGUCGGUGCAGUUGCUGCCGUGGCAGCGAUUAUUGGUUUGUUUUUGCGAAAAUCAUGA